Molecule: messenger RNA, 459 nt
Organism: Ilyonectria robusta
Lineage: Eukaryota; Fungi; Ascomycota; Sordariomycetes; Hypocreales; Nectriaceae
Exons: 1
Coding region: 1-459 (152 amino acids)
Source: RefSeq, a predicted model, not a curated record
AUGUCUCCUCCCGCUUCCUUCCCCACUGGCCCCUCGAACCCUCGCAAACCCCUCGAGAGCCAGACAAACGCAGGCAGUGAUAUGUCUAUGAUGCUUUUCGUCCAGCCAGACUGCCCGUCCAGAUUUGCCUAUCAGGACCAGCAUCGCAUUAAGGGGCUCAACGCAGAGGCAUUGGCGAGGGUCUUCCUACCUGCCCCGUCCUGGAUUUUGACCCCCGAGUAUGCGCAACUUCGGUCAGACCCCGACAACCACUCCAGCUGCAUCUUCUUCAGCCUCAACCUCUCCAUCUACAAUCAACAAGUCGUUGCAUCAGAAUGGACUGAGCAAUGGUUCUUCAUGAACGGUCGUGUUCACCCGUACGUCCUGACCUGGAAGGUUAAACAACGAGAUGGUCUAGAGAUUGAGAUAUCUGUUGUCCAUCCACCAGUGCCCGCCAUCAGUAUCCCCCAAAGUACGUAA